Messenger RNA from Pogona vitticeps (central bearded dragon), 2842 nucleotides. RefSeq names its product histone deacetylase 3 (gene HDAC3). Gene Ontology annotation, molecular function: histone deacetylase activity. The record is from RefSeq and is a predicted model, not a curated record. Gene Ontology annotation, biological process: epigenetic regulation of gene expression. Lineage: Eukaryota; Metazoa; Chordata; Lepidosauria; Squamata; Agamidae.
AGAAUGCCCGAGCUCGGUGACGUAGGGCUUGUGGGUGGGGGUAGCGUGGCCCGUGGGUCGUCCGUUACUCCAGUCUCGCCGGAGGGUGGGGGGGCGGCGGUGGCAUGGCGAAGACAGUGGCCUACUUCUAUGACCCGGAUGUGGGCAACUUUCACUACGGAGCAGGACAUCCUAUGAAACCGCAUCGCUUGGCACUGACCCACAGUCUGGUGCUGCACUAUGGCCUCUAUAAGAAGAUGAUUGUGUUUAAGCCAUAUCAAGCAUCCCAACAUGACAUGUGCCGUUUUCACUCAGAAGAUUAUAUUGAUUUCCUCCAGAGAGUGAGCCCCAACAACAUGCAAGGAUUCACCAAGAGCCUCAAUGCUUUCAAUGUUGGAGAUGACUGCCCAGUGUUCCCAGGGCUGUUUGAAUUUUGUUCUCGAUAUACUGGGGCCUCCUUGCAAGGAGCAACACAGCUGAAUAAUAAGAUUUGUGAUAUUGCAAUAAACUGGGCUGGAGGCCUUCAUCAUGCUAAGAAGUUUGAGGCUUCUGGGUUUUGUUAUGUCAACGACAUCGUGAUUGGCAUUUUGGAACUGCUCAAGUAUCACCCACGUGUACUUUACAUUGACAUAGAUAUUCAUCAUGGAGAUGGUGUUCAAGAGGCUUUUUACUUGACAGACCGUGUCAUGACAGUGUCUUUUCACAAAUAUGGGAACUACUUCUUCCCAGGCACAGGUGACAUGUAUGAAGUUGGAGCUGAGAGUGGCCGCUAUUACUGUCUGAACGUACCUUUGCGUGAUGGCAUUGAUGACCAAAGUUACAAACAUCUUUUCCAACCAGUCAUCAAUCAAGUAGUAGAAUUUUAUCAGCCCACAUGUAUAGUGCUUCAGUGCGGUGCCGACUCCUUAGGAUGUGAUCGUCUGGGUUGCUUUAACCUUAGUAUAAGAGGACAUGGGGAGUGUGUGGAAUAUGUUAAAAGUUUCAACAUUCCCCUUCUGGUAUUAGGAGGAGGUGGCUACACAGUUCGCAACGUGGCCCGAUGCUGGACUUAUGAAACAUCAUUGCUUGUAGAUGAAGCAAUUAGUGAAGAGCUACCAUACAGUGAAUACUUUGAAUACUUCGCUCCAGACUUCACUCUCCACCCUGAUGUCAGCACUCGAAUUGAAAAUCAGAACUCAAGACAGUACUUAGAUCAAAUCCGUCAGACUAUAUUUGAGAACUUGAAGAUGCUGAAUCAUGCACCCAGUGUUCAGAUUCAUGAUGUCCCUUCUGAUCUGUUGAGCUAUGAUCGCACAGAUGAGCCAGAUCCGGAAGAAAGAGGUUCAGAGGAUAACUACAGCAGGCCAGAACCUUCCAAUGAAUUCUAUGAUGGUGACCAUGACAAUGAUAAAGAAAGUGAUGUGGAAAUAUGAUCUGUGGAGAUAUGGCUCACAUUUGUAUUGUGUAUUCACAUCCUGGAUGGUGGCACUUGAAGAAAGUGACAGGGUCCAGUCAGAAAGCCCUGUCCUUCCCACCUAUGGCUUUAAAUGGUGGCAGCAGGACUGCUGAGACAUAAGUUAUUUGGAUGCAAAUGGCAAUGGGAGAUUCCCCACCACCACCUCAUCCUCAAGAAGACCGUCCUGCCAACUCCAUUUGUGGAAGUAGUCACUCACAGUUUCAGAUACACAAAAGACCAUUUUGCUGCUUUGUGAUCAUGUUCAGGUCUUAUUCUGCAGGGACUUUGUCCCUUUUUAGAGAGGCACCAGUCUUCAUAAAAGGACAAUAAGUACUACUGCACUUCGGAAAUUUCUUCUGAUUUGUUUUGAUACGUAUUUGUGUGUAACUGAAAAGCUACAGUGAAAAGGUCUUUAGUUUACCAGGCUGCCUGCCAGUCAUUUAGUAUCCCUGUUGUAGUAAUUCAGAUAAAAGGAAGAACCACAUAAUUGUUGAUCAAUAUUUUUCUGAAAUGUACUAAAGGGGGGAGGGACAAAUUGAGGUCCAAUCUGACAGUGCAAGUUCUCCGUCCACUGGUUCUUACAGCAUUAGUUCUCCAAAUAAGGGUAUGUUCAUACCAUUCUAUUUGGAUGGGUAUUUUGAGAGGGAGAAAGUUGGAGUUUUCUUUCUCAGUCUUUCUGCUUGGUCACUGUACCAGUAGGUUACCAAAAACUCAAGUCAACGAAGAAUUUAUUUCUGCAUGACUUUAGCAAACUUUCAUGACUUCCAUAGUCGAGCACCUAUUGUUAGCUCAGUACACUUACCAUAGAAACUCUGUGCAGGCCUUUAUCUUUUUUCCUGCUGAGGCAGGUUACUUCUCAGUAGAAUGCUGCCUUGAUUUUGGGGAGAGAUCUGGGCCUACCUUUUUUUAAUUGUUCAGUAUCUCCCUAUUGUUGAGAUUCUUUAAUCUCCAAAUGUCUUGCUUAUAUAAUAUAUAAUGAAUUCUGCCUUCUGAGCAUGGUGCUUGUAUGUUGGCUUGGAUCUUAAGAUAAUCUAAGGAAAUGCAUGGAAAGAAAACUUCCCAUUCCAUGAGACAAAAAGGAUGCUUUAUCCAUGGAGAGGCUUUACAAUGUCAGGAGGUGGGGGGAAAGUUGAGAGGAUUGGAAACAUGCCUUCCAUUACCAUAAAUUAAGUUCCAAAGCAGAAUUUGGAAGAUUUCUUUGGUUUAACCACAAGUUCUGCUUCUCCUUUGGCUCCAUAACUACUGAUGGCAAGUGGACCUCAUUUUUGCUGUGGUUUUAAAUUUUGUGCUGGGAAUACUUGUCAAUUUUGUCAAGACUUCAGUGCAGAUGAAAUGACAGAACAGCACUUGACUUUCUCUUCCUUAUACUCAUUCCCUCAACCAGUGUUAAAAAAUAUUAAACAAUGGGAUAGUAUUUUUCUUACCCAA